AGAAUAGAAAUGUGGUUACGUUUGUUUACGUAAGAAUGAGUUUUAGGGAAAGAUAAGUAUAUUGUUUUUUUCUUCUCUAACUCAUUCUUCCAUUACGAUUUACGACACGGUUACAUUUCUAUUCGCUUUGGCCUAAAAGGUGGUUGUAGAAGAACCCUAAUUAAGAAUAUUAUCGCUAAAUACACUUACAAAUCUUACAAAUAUUCAUGUCAAGCAACAGGUGUUUUCGGUUCGGAACAGUGCUUUAUGGUGCUUUACAAUAUCUUUACUAAUUUAUGCAGAAAUGCCGCUAUUCAAACAUAAAGCUUCAUCUAGAACUCCUGAGAUGGAAAAGACAAACAAUGUGACUGGUCAAAUUGAACCUAAUAAUAUUAAUAUCGGCAAUCAAAGCAAUGUUUCACGAAAUAAUUUAGAGAGUGAGCACCAACCACUGGAGUUCCAUUGUCAAAUGGCUCACGGCAGUUCUACAAAAUUAAUUUCUGGUUUUAGUAACGUACGAGAGCUCUACCAAAAAAUUGGAGAAUGUUAUGAUAUACCUUCAGAAGAAAUAAUAUUUUGUACUUUAAAUACACAUAAAGCCGAAAUGUCACAACUACUGGGUGGACAAAUCGGCCUAGAUGAUUUUAUCUUUGCUCACCGAAAAGGUCAGUCGAAAGAAAUUGAGCUAGUCAAGUCUGACAAUGCAUUGGGUCUUACAAUUACAGACAACGGCGCUGGAUAUGCAUUUAUUAAACGAAUAAAAGAGGGCUCCGUAAUUGACAAAGUCAAAGUUAUUGAAAUCGGCGACCACAUUGAGAAAAUUAAUUCCACCAAUUUAGUUGGAAAACGGCAUUUUGAGGUUGCUAAAAUGCUCAAAGAAAUACCGAAAGGUUCAUUAUUUACUUUAAGAUUGGUUGAACCUUUAAAAAGUGAUUUUGAGGGCAUUGGACCAAGAGGGGAUUUCAAGAAGAGUAGGAAACCAAUUAUUAGUAAUUCAGGAAAAGAAACUCUGAGAUUUAAGGCUGAUGGUAGCGUCAAAAUAGAGAAAAUAAAAAAUGAAGACAUCAUGACACUUGGCGUUGAAAAAAUUAAUACGAUUUUAGAGAGUUUUAUGGGUAUAAAUGAUACGGAACUAGCUACAAGAAUUUGGGAAUUGUCAGACAGAAAGCGCAACAGCAUGGAGUUUGCGGAAGCAAUAGAUAAUUCAGACCUAGAAGCUUUUGGUUUUACCGACGAUUUUGUCAUUGAAUUGUGGGGAGCUAUAACCGACAUAAGAUCAAAUAGACAUAUAUGACAAGACUAGACGAAUGUAUUGCUAUUGCAGUUGGUCAACUUUACAAUGGUGCUUCACUAUGCCAAUGCCAUAAAAGCUCCUUAAAGCUUACAUGCUGAGGCGAUAAAACCCGUCCUUGUGGCGGAGCACUAUACAUAAUAUAAUAUCCAGUAUAACUACGUGUAAACUCUGUAUAGAUGUAAACAAUUCAAGCCUACAUAUUCGCAGAUAGAAAAAAAGAAGAGAGCGCACGUUUGCGUCAACUUUGCAAUAAGAAAACUUGGUGCAAGUACAAAAUUGUCUGCAUUUUCAGUUGACUGUAUAAGAAAAACAUUAAUUUCAAGCCAUGUACAUACAAAAGUUUGAGUAUAUGAUGCAGACAAUUUUUUGAUAAUUAUUUUAUACACUACUAUUAAGAGAUAAUGACUUCUUUUAUAACUUGUAGAAUGAUUCUUAACAAGGACCCCUGUGUAACAAUUUGUAUAAAGAAUAUUCACAUACAGGUUCUUUUGAAGGAAAACAUAAUUAGUAAAAUCCUUUUAAGGAUCUUAUUUUACAGAUUAUUCCUGUAGAAACCUAUACAAUAGGUCAUACAUAGGAACUUGAUCUUUUAUAGGAAUUUACAGGGUAUCUCAUGAAGGAUUUUGAAACAGGAACUUGAGUAAAGAUCGUUCUGAAAGGUUUUCAACGGAGUGUAUCUUGAGAAUAUCAAAAGUUUCGUUUACCUAAAGCUUCAGCGUCAGUUUUGACUGACAAAAAUUCCCCAAAGUUUUCUAAGAACUAUAUUACUCUGCUGAUGGAACAAAAACGUACGCUGUUAAAAAAUAUGACUCGGUAAUGUCCGGACAGAAGUGGUUCCUGUCCAAAGAAUUCCUGUAAUAAGACUUUGCUCUCUCGAUUGACUGGACGUUAACGUUAAUGAUUUAUGUGCAGACAGCAAUGGGAACUGUCAAAAUCAAUUGUUUUUCUUUUUGGAUAGACAUUUUUGUGCGGACAUUAUGCAUAAAGCAGUGUAGGAGAUUUUCACGAACCUUUUAAAUACAACAAUAUUUAUAUUCAUUUAAAAUAAUGAUAUACUUUAUUUUUGCGAGCAUUUAACAAACAUGCAAAUAAAUAAUUACACUACGAUUUUUUAAAUUUUUUCUAAAUAAAAACCAGAAGAGAUCACAGUUAUAAAACGAGCCUCUGAUUUUCUUUGACCUGUU
Leptopilina heterotoma is the source of this 2457-nucleotide messenger RNA. It is a transcript of the gene kermit, whose product is annotated as PDZ domain-containing protein GIPC3. Lineage: Eukaryota; Metazoa; Arthropoda; Insecta; Hymenoptera; Figitidae. The record is from RefSeq and is a predicted model, not a curated record. The transcript is spliced from 6 exons. Bases 284 to 1273 code for a protein of 329 amino acids. Gene Ontology annotation, molecular function: protein binding.